UUUUAACCCUAUAAUCUGAACAUGGUAACAAAUGUAAGCUGUAAAUAUUAACGCAAGAGCAUGCAAGAUUCUAAAAUACGUUACAUAAAAAUGUAAACGAAAUUGUUGUAACAAUUAAUAAUUAUUGUAUUUACAAUUAAAAAGUUUAUUUUAUUGUCUGUUAUAUUAUCGAAGACGAUCGAUCAAUUGCUGUUCGCUAAUAUUCGAUUGUUAAAUAUCUCCGAUAUAUGUUUGCACCAAUGUGAUAAUCAGCAAUGAACAUAAUUCACUGUGCUGCUAAUCACAGUAGGUCAACAAGUAUGGCUGCUAAAAAACUGAUAUAUCCAGCGGCAGAACGUAAUAAGGAUCCUAUUUUAUCAGUUUUACGACGAUACAUACAACCAGGUACUGAUCAGAAGUUUCUGGAAAUAUCUUCCGGUUCAGGACAACAUAUAGCGCAUUUUGCUCCUCAUUUUCCACAUGUUACAUUUUAUCCUUCAGAAUAUGAAACACAAUUAUUAGAAAGUAUUGCCGCACAUGCUAAUGGAUUUUCUAAUAUAAGAAAACCUUUAAAGAUAGACAUUACCACUGAUUAUCGAUUAUGGGGUAAUGGUAUUUUUUCGGAAAAUAGUAUAGAUUACAUAUACAAUUCUAAUAUGAUGCACUGUGCACCAUAUCAGUGCUCCAUCGGUUUAUUUAAAAAUGUUGGAAAAUUAUUAAAAUCUAAUGGUAUUUUAUUUACAUAUGGCCCUUAUGCUAUUGAUGGUAUUAUUACUCCGGAAAGUAAUAUACAAUUCAAUAAAUCAUUAAACUCUAUGAAUCCUGAUUGGGGUCUUAGAGAGUUGAGAGAAUUAGAAAAUUUAGCAAAAGAAAACAAUAUUAAUCUUGUAGAAACCUUUGAUAUGCCUUCUAAUAACAAAGUAAUUAUUUGGAAAAAAAUUUAAAUCCUAUUUGACGCAAAGUAUCGUAUACUAAUAUACAAUA
Messenger RNA from Polistes canadensis, 963 nucleotides. RefSeq names its product UPF0585 protein C16orf13 homolog A. The transcript has 3 exons. Bases 255 to 923 code for a protein of 222 amino acids. NCBI's taxonomy places the organism in Eukaryota, Metazoa, Arthropoda, Insecta, Hymenoptera, Vespidae. The record is from RefSeq and is a predicted model, not a curated record.